AAAUCAGCCGCUGCAUACAACAAGCACUUGGCAUCAUCCAUCCACACAAUCAUCGUCUAUCAAAUUUAGCACUGCACAUCAUUAUAAUCAUCAUCAUCAUGCCUGCUCUUCCAUUUAACUCGUCGGCUUCUUCAUCCGCUUCAUCUUCACCUACCUUGUCACCUACAACGACGCCCUCAAUAGUUCUCCAUCCCGCAUCGGGUAUUUCAUUAGAGAAGAAGGAGCUGCACAAGCCCCGACAAGAUCCGGCACAGGCGUACCGCAUGCGUUAUGCGCAAUACCUGGCCGCGACCUUUGGCUUCUCAAUGCAGGCCGCGCUCGCCGAGGCCGACUGCCAGCUUGCACCCAGGCGUUCGUCGAGUUCGAGCAUGUCAGAGGCCGAGUCGUUACGAACGAUUUGAGGGGGCGCGAGGCUGAGCAUCUUUACAAUGGGCGUUAUAAGUGAACUUUUACCGUGAUGCACACGGAUGGGUGCACACGAUGGGCAGUGUGUGGUGGGGCUUGUUUUGGCGUGCUCUCUGAUACUUGUGCUGCAAUCAAAAGCGAUUGGUUUUUUUCUCUUUGCAUUUACAUGACCGUGUUGUCGAUGCCGUCCGAGGGAGUGCGAUGGAUGACAGUGGAGGUUGGAGCCCACAAGUG
This is a messenger RNA of Bipolaris sorokiniana ND90Pr, 639 nucleotides long. RefSeq lists its product as uncharacterized. The transcript has 2 exons. The record is from RefSeq and is a predicted model, not a curated record. The coding region runs from base 99 to 401 and encodes 100 amino acids. Lineage: Eukaryota; Fungi; Ascomycota; Dothideomycetes; Pleosporales; Pleosporaceae.